This is a messenger RNA of Babjeviella inositovora NRRL Y-12698, 1999 nucleotides long. It is a transcript of the gene SRV2, whose product is annotated as adenylate cyclase-binding protein. Gene Ontology annotation, cellular component: cytoplasm. The transcript has a single exon. Gene Ontology annotation, biological process: regulation of adenylate cyclase activity; cytoskeleton organization. The coding region runs from base 103 to 1644 and encodes 513 amino acids. Gene Ontology annotation, molecular function: actin binding; adenylate cyclase binding. The record is from RefSeq and is a predicted model, not a curated record. NCBI's taxonomy places the organism in Eukaryota, Fungi, Ascomycota, Pichiomycetes, Serinales.
CCGAUACUCCCGCUAUCCUGCAGACACACUCUCCUGAAUGAUCUAAAGCAACAACUUCAUCAUCCCUUAACUCUCAUUCCUCAAUUACAUCAAUUAACCAGCAUGAGCGACCAAAACCAAUUCCAGCUCCAGGGCUACAACUUGCUCACUCUCCUUAAACGUUUGGAGGUUGCUACCUCACGCUUGGAGGACAUCACCAUCUUUCAGGAGGAAGCCACCAAGGGCAUCCAGCAGGACGCGGGUCAAUUGCCUCAGGAAAUGGCGAUUUCGCCGCAAGCGCCAGCUUCCCAAGCGGUAGCCACGCCAACCUCUGUAUCCACCCCUUCCUCUGCGCCUGCGAUCGUCGCGUUCGACGCCUUUGUCGCGGAAUACGUCACACCCUUCGUCGCCUUAUCCCUGGAGAUCGAUCCAUUGGUCUUCCAGCAGGCGGAGCUUCUCGCUGCCGCCUUCCAGGCCCAAAAACGCUUCCUUCUGAUUGCGUCACGGGCAAAGAAACCUGCCGACACCGAUGCCGCCUACGCCAAGGUGCUUCUCCCUACCAACUCCGAAUUGAUGGCUAUCGAUGACCUUAAGGAAAGGAACCGCGGAUCCAAUUUCGCCAACCACCUCAGUACCGUCGCCGAGGGCUCUCCUGGCCUCUCGUGGGUCGUCGUCCCAACCCCGGUCUCGUUCAUCCCGGAGUACAAGGACAGCGCGCAGUUUUGGUCCAAUCGAGUGCUCAAGGAGUACAGAGACAAGGAUGCGAAGCACGUGGAGUGGGUCAAACGCUUCUUGAGCAUCUUUGAUGGGUUGAAGGCGUACGUAAAGGAGUACCACAGCACCGGCGUUGCCUGGAACGCCAAUGGAAAGACAUUAGAAGAGGUUUUGGAGGCUUCCGAGAAUGAUUCCGUGACUUCUUCACCUCCAUCUGCCGGAGGACCUCCCCCACCUCCACCUCCCCCACCAGCUUCUGUCUUCCAGGCUUCCUCCGAGUCAAGCGGUAUGGGCGCUGUCUUUGGCGACCUCAACCGUGGGGCCGACAUCACCGCCGGCUUGAAAAAGGUGGACAAGUCGCAGAUGUCACACAAAAACCCGGAGUUGCGUGCUGCGGCCAAGAAGGCCGUCCCGGCGCCUCCAAAGAAGCCAACCUCCUUAUCCUCCGCCUCCAGCGCCAAGACACCCAAGAGACAGCCAAAGAAGGAGUUGGAGGGCUCCAAGUGGUUGAUUGAGCACUUCGAAGACGAGCACGAAUUGGUGAUCGACGGUGAAAUGCAGCAGUCGGUCUUCAUCAACAAGUGCUCCAACGUCACCAUCCAGAUCAAGGGCAAGGUCAACGCGAUCACCGUGAACGACUGCAGCAAGAUCGGGUUGGUCGUCGACUCCUGUGUCUCCGGGAUUGACAUCAUCAAGAACGUCAAGUAUGGCGUGCAGCUCAUGGGUGUCGUGCCGAUGAUCAACAUCGACCAGUCGUCCGACGGGAGUAUCUAUUUGAAUAAGGACUCGCUCGACUGCGAGGUUUUCACCAGCCAGACCACCUCCCUCAACAUCAACUUGCCUCCGCUGGAAGACGACGGAGACUUUGUUGAGGUGCCGGUGCCAGAACAGUUCAAGCACACGUUCCAGGGUGGGAAGCUCAAGAGUGAGAUUGUUCAGCACAUUGGUUGAAGGCAGUUUGUCUUUUAACUAGAAUAUUAAAGGGUAAACUCCAUGGUUGGGUGAUUGUGUAGUGGCGUCAAACCAGAGCAGUGAAGAUUGUAGAAGGCUGCACGCCGGCCACUGGUAAAUGUCGUGAAUAUGGGAUCGCAAACGGGCUAAAGCGGAGAAUUGGUUCAAUAGCCAAGAAAAAAAAACGACUAAACAGGUGGGUCAAGUGGAAUUACAUGCACAAGGCCUACAACUGGAGGGAUCUCCGUGAGAUUCCGAUGUACAUCACACAAUAUUUACCUCUUAGUAAACCUAAGGUAUCAUAUCUUAACUUGGGCGGUGUAGAAACCUUUAGCGAGUUGUACAAUUGGAAAUC